GCUCAUGCAUCCUUUGUUCAUUGUCUGUGGUUUGCAGGGAUGGUUGUAUCAAAGCUGUGGGCCAGGCAGAUGUUAUUCGCAAUCAGUUUUCAGAAGCAACAUUUGAAAGGAUAAUUGACUGCUCUGGGAAGUGCGUGUUACCAGGCCUCGUAGAUGCACAUACACAUCCAGUGUGGGCUGGUGAUAGGGUUCAUGAGUUUGCAAUGAAGUUGGCAGGUGCAUCCUAUAUGGAGAUCCACCAGGCUGGGGGAGGAAUACAUUUUACUGUGGAACACACUCGAAAGGCCACAGAAGAAGAACUAUUCAAUACCUUCAAACACAGACUCGAACGCAUGCUCAGAGCAGGAUCUACAUUGGUUGAGUGCAAGAGUGGUUAUGGCUUAAACUUAGAAACAGAGCUCAAAAUGCUCAGGGUGAUUGAACGUGCUAAGCGAUCCAUGGAUAUUGGCAUUUCUUCGACAUACUGUGGAGCUCAUUCUGUGCCCAAAGGGAAAACUGCUACUGAAGCCACAGACGACAUUAUCAAUAACCAUCUCCCUAAACUGAAAGAACUCAAACGAAGUGGUGAAAUACAUGUUGACAAUAUAGAUGUGUUCUGUGAGAAGGGAGUCUUUGAUCUGGAGUCUACUAGGAGAAUUCUUCAAGCUGGAAAAGAUAUAGGGUUACAGAUUAACUUCCAUGGUGAUGAACUCCAUCCGAUGAAAUCUGCUGAGCUUGGAGCUGAACUAGGAGCCCUGGCUAUCAGCCACCUGGAAGAAGUUAGUGAUGAAGGUAUCACUGCUAUGGCAAGAGCUGAGUCCGCUGCUGUCCUUUUACCAACAACUGCUUACAUGCUAAGGCUGAAGCAACCUCAAGCUAGGAAAAUGUUGGAAGAAGGAGUUAUAGUUGCUCUUGGCAGUGACUUUAACCCUAAUGCAUACUGUUUUUCAAUGCCUAUGGUGAUGCAUCUGGCCUGUGUAAACAUGAAGAUGUCGAUGAAUGAAGCACUAGCAGCUGCUACCAUUAAUGCGGCUUAUGCCCUGGGAAAAUCGGACACGCACGGCUCCUUAGAGGUCGGCAAGCAGGGGGACCUUGUGAUCAUAAAUGCAUCAAGGUGGGAGCACUUGAUUUACCAGUUUGGGGGACACGAAGCAUUGAUCAACUAUGUUAUCAUUAAAGGAAAAGUCAUCUAUCAAAAUGAGAGGUGUGAGAAAAUGAGCAGUUACUGA
This is a messenger RNA of Acanthisitta chloris (rifleman), 1208 nucleotides long. RefSeq names its product amidohydrolase domain containing 1 (gene AMDHD1). Gene Ontology annotation, cellular component: cytoplasm. Lineage: Eukaryota; Metazoa; Chordata; Aves; Passeriformes; Acanthisittidae. The transcript has 8 exons. Gene Ontology annotation, molecular function: imidazolonepropionase activity. The annotation marks the transcript as partial. The record is from RefSeq and is a predicted model, not a curated record.